Molecule: messenger RNA, 15356 nt
Organism: Coturnix japonica (Japanese quail)
Lineage: Eukaryota; Metazoa; Chordata; Aves; Galliformes; Phasianidae
Gene: KCNH5
Product: potassium voltage-gated channel subfamily H member 5
Biological process (GO): regulation of membrane potential; potassium ion transmembrane transport
Cellular component (GO): plasma membrane; voltage-gated potassium channel complex
Molecular function (GO): voltage-gated potassium channel activity
Source: RefSeq, a predicted model, not a curated record
CCCCGCCGUCGCCGCCGCCGCCGCUGCCGCCGCUGCCGCCGCGCACCCCCGGCCCCCGAAGCCGGCGCUGCAGGAUGCCGGGGGGCAAGAGAGGGUUGGUGGCACCGCAGAACACCUUCCUGGAGAACAUCGUCCGGCGAUCCAGCGAGUCCAGUUUUUUGUUGGGAAAUGCCCAGAUUGUGGACUGGCCUGUAGUUUAUAGUAAUGACGGUUUUUGUAAACUCUCUGGAUAUCAUCGCGCCGACGUCAUGCAGAAAAGUAGCACUUGCAGUUUUAUGUAUGGUGAACUGACAGACAAGAAGACCAUUGAAAAAGUCAGACAGACUUUCGACAACUAUGAGUCAAACUGCUUUGAAAUUCUCCUCUACAAGAAAAACAGAACUCCAGUUUGGUUCUACAUGCAAAUUGCUCCUAUAAGAAAUGAGCAUGAAAAAGUGGUUUUGUUCCUGUGCACUUUUAAGGAUAUCACUUUGUUCAAGCAGCCAAUAGAAGAUGAUUCAACAAAAGGUUGGACAAAGUUUGCACGGUUGACACGGGCCCUGACGAACAGCCGGAGUGUGUUGCAGCAGCUGACGCCGAUGAACAAAGCUGAGGUGGUGCACAAGCAUUCCCGCCUGGCUGAAGUUCUCCAGCUGGGAUCUGAUAUUCUUCCUCAGUACAAGCAGGAAGCUCCAAAGACUCCACCGCACAUUAUAUUACAUUAUUGUGCUUUUAAGACCACUUGGGACUGGGUCAUCUUAAUUCUAACCUUCUACACGGCAAUUAUGGUUCCAUAUAACGUCUCCUUCAAGACAAAGCAGAACAACAUUGCCUGGCUUGUGCUGGACAGUGUCGUGGACGUUAUUUUUCUGGUUGACAUUGUUUUGAACUUUCAUACAACUUUUGUUGGCCCUGGUGGAGAGGUUAUAUCUGAUCCCAAACUCAUAAGGAUGAACUACCUGAAGACGUGGUUUGUGAUUGAUCUUCUGUCCUGUUUACCGUAUGACAUCAUCAAUGCCUUUGAGAAUGUGGAUGAGGGGAUCAGUAGCCUCUUCAGUUCACUAAAAGUGGUGCGUCUUCUCCGACUUGGUCGAGUUGCCAGAAAGUUGGACCAUUAUCUGGAAUAUGGUGCUGCCGUACUGGUACUGCUGGUGUGUGUGUUUGGACUGGUGGCCCACUGGCUAGCCUGCAUAUGGUACAGCAUCGGGGACUAUGAAGUUAUAGACGAAGUCACUAACACAAUCAAAACAGAUAGCUGGCUCUACCAGUUGGCACUGAGUAUUGGGACACCAUAUCGAUACAACACCACUGGCUCAGGGCAGUGGGAAGGAGGACCCAGUAAAGACUCCUUGUACAUAUCCUCUCUCUACUUUACCAUGACAAGCCUUACAACGAUAGGAUUUGGAAACAUAGCACCAACCACGGAUGGAGAGAAGAUUUUUUCAGUGGCCAUGAUGAUGGUUGGCUCUCUUCUUUAUGCAACUAUUUUUGGAAAUGUCACCACUAUUUUCCAGCAGAUGUAUGCCAACACCAACCGAUACCAUGAAAUGCUCAACAAUGUGAGAGAUUUCCUAAAAUUAUAUCAAGUCCCAAAAGGCCUUAGUGAAAGAGUCAUGGAUUAUAUUGUCUCAACCUGGUCCAUGUCCAAAGGAAUUGACACAGAGAAGGUUCUCUCGAUUUGCCCAAAGGACAUGAGAGCAGAUAUCUGUGUGCACCUAAACCGAAAGGUUUUUAAUGAGCACCCUGCCUUCCGGCUGGCCAGCGAUGGCUGCCUGCGAGCCCUGGCCGUGGAGUUUCAGACGAUCCAUUGUGCCCCGGGGGACCUCAUCUAUCACGCUGGGGAGAGUGUUGAUGCUCUUUGCUUUGUGGUCUCAGGAUCCCUAGAAGUCAUCCAGGACGACGAGGUGGUGGCUAUUUUAGGUAAAGGUGAUGUGUUUGGUGAUAUCUUCUGGAAGGAAACCAGUCUGGCCCACGCAUGUGCCAAUGUACGGGCUCUGACAUACUGCGAUUUACAUAUUAUUAAACGAGAAGCCUUGCUUAAAGUGUUGGACUUUUAUACUGCUUUUGCCAACUCCUUCUCGAGGAACCUCACUCUCACCUGUAAUUUGAGGAAACGGAUCAUCUUCAGGAAGAUCAGUGAUGUCAAGAAGGAAGAAGAGGAGCGCAUGCGCCAGAAGAAUGAGGUGACACUGAGCAUUCCUGUGGACCACCCCGUGCGGAAACUCUUUCAGAAGUUCAAACAGCAAAAGGAGAUGAGGAAUCAAGGCUCAACCCACAUCGACCCAGAAAGGAACCAGCUUCAGGUGGAAAGUCGGAGUGUGCAGAAUGGGGCCUCUAUCACAGGCACCAGCGUGGUCACUGUGUCUCAGAUCACCCCCAUCCAGACAUCCCUGGCUUAUGUGAAAACCACUGAGGCAGUGAAGCAGAACAACAGGGAUGCAAUGGAGCUCAAGCCCAACGGGAAUGGAGAUCAAAAGUGUCUCAAAGUGAACAGCCCCAUGCGGAUGAAAAAUGGAAAUGGGAAAGGGUGGCUUCGACUGAAGAACACGAUGGGGACCCACGAGGAGAAGAAGGAAGACUGGAACAACGUCACAAAGGCUGAAUCAAUGGGGUUGCUCUCUGAGGACCCUAAGUGUAACGACUCAGAGAAUGGUGUAAAUAAAAACCCACUGAGGAAAACAGACUCUUGUGACAGUGGAAUAACUAAAAGUGACCUUCGCUUGGAUAAAGCCGGUGAGACUCGCAGCCCCCUGGAGCACAGCCCCAUUCAGGCUGAUGCUAGGCAUCCCUUCUACCCUAUUCCUGAGCAGGCCUUACAAACCACGCUGCAGGAAGUCAAGCACGAACUCAAAGAAGAUAUCCAGCUGCUAAGCAGCAGGAUGGCUGCCCUUGAGAAGCAGGUGGCAGAAAUUUUAAAGAUAUUGUCUGAAAAGAACGUACCCCAGGUCUCUUCCCCCACAUCCCAUUUAUCACCCCAGCGGCCCCCCCAGAUACCUUGCCAGGAUAUUUUUAGUGUUUCGAGGCCUGCAUCACCUGAAUCAGAAAAAGAUGAAAUCCACUUUUAGCAUAUACCUAUGUGUAUAUAUGUAUACAGUAUAUAUGCAGAGGUGUAUAUAUACCUUUAUACAUAUAUAGGUGUGUGUAUAAGGUAAAUAUAUAUACAUAUAUAUUUUCACUUGCAUCCAAUAUGACUUGAACACACCAAGGAUUUUGAUAUGUAAAUAUUGCAUGUCCAGCUGGAUUCUGGCCUGCCAAAGAAAACAAUUAUUAACAUAGAUAUUGCUUGUAUAAUAUGCAGUUGACUGCAUGCACACUUUACAUUUAUUUAUAAUCUCUAUUAUGUAAUAAAAGAAUGACUUUUGUUUAACAAAGGCAAUGUACUAUUUAAAGAAUCAGGGUCUAACCUGCCAAUAUUGCCAUGACAGUUUUGAUCUCAGGCUGGGUGAACUGAGCUUUUACUUCCUCACUGUCUUUUCUGCCAAGUUAGGCAGUAGGUUAAUGUGACAUGGAGGACAUGUUCAGACUUCAAGUAGUACCAUUUCCUGGUAUCAUUCCAUUACAAUAUACUGUAUAUUUGGUAAUAAGUCCCCCUACUCCUCCUAAAGGGUAGGCUCAGCUCAGUUGACAGGGAAGGGCACCAUGUUGGGUGCUGAAGUAGAUCACUGGAAUUUAUUCGUGUGGACGUUGUGCAUGCACAGCCUUCUCUUUCAAGUAUCCUCCUGCUCUUUUAACAUCGUAAGUAAGACAUAGUAAUGGUGAUGUAUGUAAUGAAAUGCAACAAACAGAAGCUCUCUCAGCUGCACACCCUGUCUGUUUGGGGGUAACAUCUUUCUGAAAAGCCUCCUUUUAUUGAUGCAGUUUUUACUGAAUCGUUAGAGUAACAUUAUGUAGAUUCUCUUUGCAGCACUUGGCAAUGGUGUCCGCUUCUGUCAGUAUCUUCAUUAGGAUGUCCUGUUCUUCAGAGGUUGCUCUCCCUCUGUCCCCUUCAUUGCCUCUGGCAAAAUGACUUUGAAUGAGGUCUGAGCAAGGGAGAUAGCAGUCAUGCUUCAGCUGCUUGGGAGCCUAGGGAGCAGAUUUGGGAAGCUGGAAGUUAAAAGACUGCAGUGAAUCCCCCCUUCUGAGGUUGUUUAUCCAUCUGAAGCUACCUUUGAGAAAGAGAGAAAAUCAACAGCCAGGAUGGGAAGUUGGUGAUGGUAAAAUUCCCUUUAGCCUGUGGCACUCGGUUGAUGUUGGGGUAGGAGACUGGUGGGUGUGAUGUGGGAAGAUGUCCUUCUUGCCUUGGACUUGAUGAAGCUUUCAGUGGAUAGGAUGUGAAGAUUUGUGUGCAAGCUCUCUGCAUCCACACCACCAGUUGUUAGGCAUAUUAAGGCCAGUAGUUCUGUUUUAGGUGCUCUGACCUUCCUCUUGGCUGGCUCCCAUCAGCAUCUUCCAUUCUUGAUCUGUGCUCAGCCUCCUCUGCCACUUAGACCGAUGCACUGCCCUUUGUGAUGGCUUUGCAGGGCAUGCUUUUGCAUUUGACCCUGUUUUUUCUGCUACUGGGAGCUGAGCUCUUGGACUCUGGGUCUGAUGUUGGGCAUGGUGUGGGUAUUUUUGCCUCUUUGCACUGUGUGAGAAUUCAGGUAGACACUACAGUCAGCAGAAGAGGCCAUCAUGGCAGAGCUACUGGUGGCAGAGCAGAGGGCAGCAGCUCCUUCAGAGAAGGACAUCUCUACCACACUUCAGUGGCCUCUCACAUUAAAGUCCCAUGUUUUCAGAAGUGCCUGGAGUAAAACAUAUGUAUCAGCCACAAGGCAUCACUAUCAAUCAGGUAAAUAAAAGGCAUCUUUAUAAUCAGUGGGUAUCCGUACCAGAAAUGUUACUUCACAUUAGGAAACUAAGUUGAACUAGAUGACUUCUUGAGAAACCAAAAAAAAUCCAAAGCAAACAAAAAACAGCCAACCAACCAACAUCUGUAGUAGUGGCAAUUAGGAACCUGCAUCACAUCUCCUGCUGUGAAAUCCAAACCCAUAAGCUACAAAAGGAUCUUAGAAAAGCCAAAGAAGCCAUUGCUUCUGCUGUAUCAGCUCGUGGAAGGACAACAGUGAUCUUUCUCCUUUGUUAUUCCUUUCUGGCCCAUUUCUGCCUCUCUUUCGGUCUCUUUCUUCAUGAAAUCAUAGAAAAAAAAGAAAGUAGAAUCACUGAAAGGGACAACUCUUCCUAAAGGCUGAUGUUAGCCUGCUUGCUCAUCGUGCUUUCUGCAGCUGCAGGUGCGAUUGUCAAACAGGGCAGCUGUAUUUUGCAGCUGCUCUUCUGACACAAGUACAGAUCUGCAGCCACACUUUGGUCAGCAGGGACAAUCUGCACUCGCAGAACAGCGGAACUUUCAGAGUCCUGCUCUAAACCUUCCCCUGGUACUCUGACAGAGCUGUGGGGUUGCAGCGUUCAGGAGUUACAGGGUUGCAGCAGGCUGCUGGAGCAUGCACGGACCUUGGCAGGUACAACUUAAGUGCCAAGUUUUGAAGAUGCGGCUGUUGUUGCCUGGCUGGAUUUGUGGCUCAGCCUCACAGCAGCUUAGCUCCCUCUGCCCUGAACUAUGCAGUCAGCAGCAGAGCCAUGUGGCUGCCUGGGUUGUGGUUGAGUCGAGUUCCUUGCAUGCAUGAGUAUGCCCUGAAAGAACCAGCAGGGUGGUAGGGGUGACUCUGUUAGAAAGCUUUAGCCUUAAUGGCAUUCCUCUGCCUUUGUGAAGGACUUUUUCUGUUUCUCUGUAACUGAUAUUAACUCUAGCUAGAACUGCAUGGCAUGCAAAGGGAUCUCUGUAUCAGUUUAUCUUGCAAGUCAGAUGUAACUUUGUGCCACCUUACAAUGAGAGAUCAUGUAAUAGGAUUAAUCUAACCUUGAAAAUUAUUUGAGCCCGGAAUGUCUAUUGCAGUUCAAGUGCAACUAUACUGGUUAAAACACUAUAAAUAAUGUAAAAUAGUAAGUUCCUGAAACAAAUGCAGCAUUUCCAGGGUCACUUUGCUUCAACUCUGAUAUUCUAGUGUUGUCUGUUGUUCAGUGGAACUGGCUGGUGCCUUGCUCAGUCCGUAGUGUGAUGGGUGUCUUGCAAACAACAAAACUCUCUGUGCAGAUGGUCUCUGUGUGCUGGGGGUGCAGCUGGAGCUUCAACUCCAAUUACUGCUGUGCUGAAAAUACGUUUUAUACAGUUCGGAAGCAUUUUGGAGCAUAAUAUGUUGUUUCAUGGAGUUAUUGCUGGGGCACUUGUUCAGCUUUCCCAUCUGCUAAUGGCAGUGCAUGGUGUGAUCCAGCACACUGCCGGCUGGAGCGUCCCUCUCCUGUUCAAGAAGCAUGAGUCCGUGUUGCAUUCAGCCUUGACUCAAAGCAACCACCUACAGCCGUGCAGUAAGGGACCACACGUGUCCCUUCCACCUAUGCCAGCAGCCACGUGCUGCAUGCAGGGAGCUCUCAGCUGCAUGCUUUCCUUUCCUGUAAGAGCUGCAUACGUGUACAGAUGUUCCUGCCACGCCUGGUAGCGGUGUUCAUAGCACGUACAGUGUGCUCCGUGUGUUCCAAGCAUUUUAGCCACACACAAGUGGAUUUUAUCUUUCUGGAUAAGGUAUGAAUAGAAAUAAAACAUGUAAACACUUUCCAAGGCAUACAAACUAGAAUACUUCAAAUAGCAUUUUUGUGUAAUACUACCUAUAUGAGAUAGAACAGCACUUCUGGCUAAUAGCUGAAAAAAAUAACUAUUGUAGUGGAGAUAUAGAGGGGAAAUAUCCCUCAGUUCUUCUGAUUUUGUAUUUGUAUGUCCUGUUUUCUAUGUUUUUGUCUUUGCCAGGGGGCAAGGGUUAGAGCAGGGCUGGCUCUGGAAGUGACAAACUUAAGCAUUGCCAAUUUUUCUUUUCCCUGUUCUGCAGAAGUAGCGCAGCUGUAGGGAUUUGAAGCUGCUGGCACUGAUGUUUGGGCUCAUUGCUAGAUCCAAACUGAGUCUUCAUUCACCACCGUGUGGAAAGCAAUCCUGUUACACAGGUGUGAGCUGAAGUUUGAAUCUGAUGAACUUAUGGAACCAUACAGUGUGUUUUGGAUUCCAGGACAAUUGUAGAGAACUGCAGGCUGCAGAAUUAAUGUUGCGCUAUUUGCAAGCAGCGAGCAGUCGCUCUGGAAGGAACCCAUCGUUUGCAUGGGUCACAGAACAGAUGCGUUCAUAAAAGAGCUUGGAGGCUGUUUUGGGAAAAAGGCAUCCUGAACUGGAAGGAAAAAAUCCACAAAAGCCAAAGGUUUAAUGUGCAACUUGGGAGUGAGGAGGAGGAAGUGGGAUGCAUUACAGUGACUUGACGCUUUCUUACUUGGAUUUGGAGCAUUUGGAAACCCCAGGCCGAUCUUUAUGGAUGUCAGAAUUGGACAGAUGAUUGUUUGUUGAAUAUUUUUCUUAAGUGAAGUGCCAUCAAAGCAAUACUCAAUUUUUAAGAAAGCACAUUCAAAUAGCAGUUUCCUGCAGAAGAGAGUUUUUACAGAUCUUGUUACAGUUGGGUUUAGCAGGCUGGAUCUAAAAGCUUUAUUCAGUUCCUUUUUUGAAGCAAAAGCUUGUGUUAACACAUAUCUUCAAGCCUAUACAUCAGUUGUGCUUUAUAGUUUUGCUGCCAACAUGCUUGAUAGGGAGUGUUUAAGAAGUGGGGUUCCUUUGGAGAAAAGCAUCUCAUCAUGGUACCCUGUGCUCUGUGACUCCAGUCCUGAGCUGUAGGAGUUAAACAUUUCUCUUGGCACUUGUGCAUCUGCACUGGUUCCAUUUAGGGAAUUUAAGGGGAGAAAUAGAAUAGUUGAUGCAGUCCUUUACUCAGAUGGCCCUACUCUUUACCUAUGUCUCUGCCACCAGAGCACCUUCUUAUGGUGUCCACAGGGAAGGAAGGUUGGAUCAGACCAGACCUCAACAUCUGAGAACAGGUUUUGUCAUUUCCCCUUAUUUUUUUCCAUACAAGCAACUAAUGUGAUCUCUGAUUUUUCUUAUUGGUUUUAAUGUGUUGAGGCGCAUUUCAAAAGAGAAUACAUUCUUAAAGCAAAUUGCUGACUGGAGCUAAAAUAGAUAAAAAGAAAGAAAUGUCUUGCUUUUUCUGGCAGAAAAGCAAGAAAUGUUCAUACUGACAUAAAGAAUAUUGUGCAAAGAUCAGCGUCGUGAUACCCUACAAAUGACAAACAAAAUAAAAUCAUCAUUCCUGAGGGUGCAUUUAAUAAUACAGAAAAUUGACCUUGUGCUUUGCUGUGGGAUGAGGAGACUUAUUUUGAUUUUGAACACUCAGAUGAUACAACCAUUCAAAAAGGGCUUGUGCAGGCCAUAGUAAAUAAAUUAUGUGGAUUUAUUACAUUAAUCUGCCUCCUGUUGCAAGGCAGGUGGAUUCAAGCAUCUGAGGCAGUAUUAUUUCCUCAUGGUUUUCUGCUCAGAGAUGCGAGCUUGCUUGGCCCACAGUCUGAGACUGCUGAUGUGCACCAACUCUGUAUCUGUCUGUCCACCAUAAAUAUGUCAAUUGGCCUUAAUUAAAAGCCCUAUAAAAAGAACUUUGUAUUAGCUUGGGGUCAGCCACCCCAAUAACAUGUCUGUCAGUUAUCUGGUCCAGAGCACAACUCACAGUCAUCAAUGGCAAAGUAAAUGUUUCUGCCUGUUUGCUAAGGAUAUAUGGGCAUAUCAUAGGUGUAUAUACCUGCCCAUUUGCAGUAGAGACAGAUCAGGCCCAUUGGAGUCAGGUGUUUCAGAUGAGUGGAAUAAAUAAUGCUCCAGAGGUGUUAGUCUCCCACCACUUACAGUAGAGUAACGAGUUCAGAUUAGACACUUGAUUUGUAGACUGCUGGAGGGCAGGUUAAGAGAAUGCAGCCUGUAACUCAAGCUCCCAGCCUGAUCCUGCUUGUAUGAAAAGGUGCCCCUAAAAGAAACCACUUACCAUCUUUCCAUCACAGAGGCACUUUCAUACAGGGAAAACUGAAAUGUCUCAGCAUGCACCCAGAAACAAAGUGUUCGGCUCCUAAGCUGCUGAGACAGCUCCCUAAAAACACUCAGGUGCUUGGUUCUUGGCCAGUGGUGAUUGGGUUUUUAACUUUUUACUCCAGUAUCUUUGUAUGAUACUCCAGGAAUCCUCAUUUGGGGAUCUUUGCCUGCCAUGGGGCAUUAAGAAUGCCAGGAGUCUCAUAGCUAGGCUGUGUUGUGCUGUGGAAAGAGGAUGAAUCUUGGAAGUGUUCAACAGAGGGAAAAUAUGUGCUGGAGAGCUUCCAAAGUAGAGAGUGACUGACCAUCAGGUGAUUGCCCAAAGUGAGCAGAGCCCUGGCUCCAUAUUGUGCAACGUGGGAGAGAGAGGGGAGAGGAAAGGAAAGGAUAUAAAGAAUGAGGGUCCACAAAUGGCCACACGUUGCUGAAGUUAUUUUUUAUUAGUCCCUAUAUAGUAGUUGUUGGUGCUUUGUAAUUUAUUUAUCUGGAAGCUGGCAGGGUCGUGUUUCCUAAAGUUCUAUGGACUGUGCAUCAUCACAGCAUAUGGGCUCUGACUUUGAAGCUGACCCUACUUUGAACAGGACCAAAGGAUUUCCCAGCAGUCCUGCCUGAGAUGUGUUUUUGUAUCACUGGCGUUUCUGGAGGUUUUAGUAGCACAAAUGGGAAGUGAAAUAUGAGAGUUCUCAGUUACAUCUCAUUAUCUUCCAGUUUUUGAUAUAAACUUAUUGAGGAAUCUGAUGUCAGGUUUCAAGGUAAAAUGUGUUUCUAAGAGCUGAUUCUUAUCAAGAAGACACCAGAGAAAUUUGGCGUGAUCUGACACUACACCAUUUAAAUGAAUUAAACCAUUCGCUUGGUAUCAGCUAACAUCCACAGUCAGUGCCAAAUGCUGAGAAGGAUGUCUUGGUGACCAUGCAGUUUCUGGAAGCAGUGGACUAAGACAGAUACUUCUGCAACAUCCAGCCUCUUCCAGCCUCUUCCCCAGCCCAUUGAAAAGUGAUUGUGAUGUCUAGAAAUGCCAUAAAAAAAAAUCAAUUGCAUUUGAGCUGAUUUUCAGUGUUGCACUGGCAGAGAUCCGUGGGCUAUUCUUACUCUUCUGAAUUCAGCCUUUUGUUCUCAUUGUCAGCAUGUUGACACCAUUACUUAAGCAGGAUGGGACUGUCCAUAGAGUCUGACUACAUCUAUGGGGCCCAUGCACAUCCCUAGAGGCUGCUCCAGCCCCAUUCCCAGGCUCAUCCUCUGUUCUCAUGGUGUGAUAUUACAGGCUCAUCCCAAGUUUACUCAUGACCCUUUUAGGUUUAACUGGAAAACUGCUUUUCUAAACACUCUGACUUUCUGUGUGCCCCUGCUGUCUUGCAGAUUUACUCAAAAAAUCCUUUCCAAACCACGGCUUAGCAGUGAAUUUCCAAGUAAAUCAAGCAUGCCAAGGCAAACCUUCCAUUCUCAUUCUUAUUUUAUUAAACACACCUUAAUUUUUGUUUUAUAUUGGGCACUUCUUUGUGGUCUUGAACAUUAUAGUAUCCCGUAGGGAUGGCAAGGACUGGAAUGUUUGUGUUUUCUAAUGAGGUUUUCUAAUGAGAAAGGGAACUCAAAUGAGACACCAGCUUCAUGUUCAGUCCAAUAUCUGCCACGUGUGACUCUUUUCUCUGUUCUCCUCCUGCAGUUACAGCUUAGUUGAAGUUCAGCACUGGCAGCACUUUGAAUUGAUGCCAUCCAGUGCUACUAAAGGUCCUCUUUAUUUCCUCCAGACUACCCUACAGCUCUACUCAUCAUUUCCUUGUGAGUUAUGCAGGGAUGCUCAGGUGCUUUCCUGUCUUGGACUUAUUUCAGAAGAGUUUCCUAUUUGAUUCACCUGUUUUCUCUGUUGUUAUUUGGUUUUCCUAGAACAAAAAGCCUGUUUUGUGUUGGUAGGUCAGGAGAAGACAUGCAUGGCUUGUUUCAAGCCAGCAAAGAGCAGCAAUGCCAUACACUUCACUUUCAGGAUGAUGGAGCAGUUGAGGCUGCUUUCAGGACCAUUAGUCUGAGGUCACAGUUCAGAUUGUAAAUUGAGUGUCUUGCCCAACCUCUCAUGGAAAAAGGAGUUUUCUUCUAAAGCAAAACAAAAUUUGUGUUCUGCUUCUAAUUAUCCCUCUGGUGUCCCUGCAGGAUUAAUUACUGCUGCCUCCACUUGUAUCAUCAAAAGCCGUUUGGCCACAGCUUCUUUUUUUCUCCUUUCUUUUUAGGUAUAAUUAGGAGUUCUGGUAUUAUUGAGAAGUUCAGUCAGGUGGUACUUAAGAGUUACAGAGCUGAAAUGUCACUUAAACAUGUACCUUAAACCUGCCUUUUGAAUGCUAAAACCACCAUUGAACUUUGUGAGCUCAUGCCUCUGGGAUCACCCAUACAUAAAAUCUUUCUUCUGAAAUAAAGAGCAAAAGUGUAUUUUCAUUCAUCGUGGUGCUCCCAUGAUGUGACUAAUAGGAAAGGACCACAGGUGCAAGGAUGUGAUGGCACCUUCCAGCUCUUGCUACCACCUCUUGGUGCUCUCCAAGUUCCCAGCUGCAUUUUUUACUUAAGGGAAGGGCUGAGUGCCACCAACUGCGUAAUUCUAUCAAGUGGUAAAUUCAAUUUAUUGAGUGGGAGAGGCAGCAGCUCGCAAUAAGGCAGGAUUUGGGUUUUUUAAAUCUGCCUUGUGGGAAUUGGGCAAGCUACCAGAAAGACAAUAAGGGAUUUAUCUGGCAAUGAAUGCCAGAGGAAUGCUAAAUAUGUGAGUGGCAGAAUUUAUUAAUACCAAUGAAAAAGCUCAUUAGUGCUAAAGUGCAAAGCAACUCUGUAAAUACACUUUUCAACUGUCCCAAUAAAAUCCCUCUACUCAGACAAGGAGAACUCAGGCCUGUGCAGUGCAGAAUUGGCUGAUCAGCUUUCUCACCAAAUUCACACACAAAACACAUCUCCCCCAGCACAACAGUUUGCACUGUUACAUCAGCACAGACAAAUUUAACCUCUUUCUGUUUCCGUCGUUGCUAGUUUGACAGUCUCAAUGCUGUUCCUAGAGCUCACUCUGGACUGUUCCUCAUUUUUCUCUUUGGAUAGGUGUGCUUCCUUUUUUGCUUCUUGCUGGUUGUUGAUCGUUUGCUUGUCAGCAGAUCUGUGGUCCUAUAAGGGAAGUGGGAGCAAACAUAAAACAUGCAGCUUAUGAGAGUGCAGGGGAGGUGGAAAGGUUACCAGAUUUUUAAGGACAGUGUCCCAGCAGUAAAAAUAAUGCUUGUGGCUUUCUAAACACUGAGGUCUGCCUGCACAUUUUUGUGCAAUAGUAUUGUUGAGAGGCACGUGGCAACACAAUGUACGUGCAUUUGGCCGUGAUGUGCUUCAUAAACUUUACAUACCUAUUUGAUAUUGUUAAGCAUGACAGAAGCCCACAACUUGUUGGAGCUUUUAUGAGCAACUGCAGCUGGGGAGAUUGUGCUCAAUUCUACGUGCUUUGAAAGCUGUGUGAUCUGAAGCAAAGUACUUAUGUCCCUUCCCUUCCCUUCCCUUCCCUUCCCUUCCCUUCCCUUCCCUUCCCUUCCCUUCCCUUCCCUUCCUUCCCUUCCCUUCCCUUCCCUUCCCUUCCCUUCCUCCCAUCUUCCUUUUUUUUUUUCUCUCUGUCUCUUUCCUUCCUAGCCUCCUUUCAUUUUUUCCUCUUGUCUAGGUUAUCAGGCUACCUAUUAGCUUGUAGAAACAGGCAGAUUUAAUAAGUUAUGCUGCCCUAGCACAUCUAAUGAGAUAAUUAUCUGUUUUUCUAUUUGUGCUCAGAAGAAAUAAUAUGCUAAUAGGAGCUGUAGUUAGAGCUGAUUUGUUAAUGUCCUGCUUAAACACCAGCCAGUGGCUCAGUGGUACAGUAAAGGGAUCUCAGCAGAUCUGCUAAACACUGUUUUUCAUUUGGAAGGUAAAUACCUUUGGACUUGGAGAAUCCUGCGUAAGAAUUCUUACUAAGUGGAAUUAUUAUCCCACUAGUUUCACUAACUCCCACCCAGGUCUGAGGCACAAAGAUGGAUUUCUGGUGUGGACUGAGCUUUCUGAAAGCCAAGAACUGGUGGUACUGGAAGUUUAAUUUCCAGCCCUUGUCUAAUGCAAAUGUGUCCCUACAGAAAGCAUGCCAAAUGUCAUCAAAAUGUAGAGGAUGUGUUUGAAGCUUGGGACAGCUAGGUAAAUCUCCAUAAAAUCAGGACCAAUCAGAGGAAAGGGCACUCUAUAAUUAAUAUGUAUUUGAAUCCAGAUAACUUAUUCUCAGUGUCUGAAUUGUCAGUAAUCUCCAUCCAAAUUAACUGCUCAAAAUUCAUGACUGUCUAGAAUAUCUUCAUACAAGACAAUAUGUACAUCAGCUGUGCAAACUCUCUCUGGGGAAAAGAACAGUUAAGAAUAAAGUUAUUAUCGCUGCUGUGGAGAGGGACAGUGACAGAGACAGGGGGUGUGCACUGGGUGCUGCUGGCCCAGACAUGGCCUAAAGUGCUCCAUUUUUGAGCCCUUUUGGGUUUCUUCAUAUCCACUCACGUAAGAGGUAGGAGCAGAGCAUUGUGCAGUGGCAAAGCAGCUUGCAUAAUGCUUCAUGAAGUAUAGCCCCUUCCCCAAACCAGGCUUUGAAGGGUGAAUUCCCAGCUCCAUGGUGUGCCACCUCUCCCUCCUCCGUCCUUCUGAAAUGCUUGUGAGUUCCCACUCACCUUUAGACAAUGAAGUCAUUCUGGGCUCUUAGGGGAAUUAAAAUCUGGGGAAUGUGAACUGGGAGGAAAGGAGGAUGGGGGCUGGGAAUGGUCUUUUGUCUGUGCAGCCCCAGCUCCUCAGGGGUGCCAGGUGAUAGCAUCUCUGCACAGCGUGCUCAGGCUACUCACACCAUUGGUGGCAGGUGGAGACUUCCUAAGUCAUCACAAAGCACCUCGCUACUAUCAGAACUGUCUAGAUUUUGUUCCUAGGCUUCCUCCUCCCCCUGAAUGGCAACUGAAAACAUGAGCAUGGCUUAGUGGGUAUGAUGACAAUGGGUUGACCAUUGGAUGAGAUGAUAAUAUGGUCUUUUCCAAGCUUUAUGAUUCUAAGCUGAGCCAGGAGCUGCUGCACCAUUGAUCUGUGUGGGGAAAGGCUGAACCUACAACCACGCCAGCUCACUCUUACAAAACCUGCAGUCUCUGCUUAGCACCCACCCCACCCUUCAUUCCUAUCUCCUUCCCUGCUGUAACACCGCUGUGUGGCCAAGGUGUGGGGUUUUCCCUUUCCCUGGGAUCUGUGGGUUUCCAGCCCUGUGCUCAUGCUGUGACACCUCACUCAGCAUCCCUGAGCACCCAGCAGGGCUGAUCCUGUGACACUAAUCCUUGGUUUGUGAGAGUGGUUCCACUGAAAUUAGCAGGACUUUCUUCCCAAGGGAGGAUUAAUUCAGAGGAGCAUAAUGGGCUUUAAAACCUCCUUUUACCCUUAGGUCCUUAGUUUUGCUUUCACAUUUCAAGGUGUUCAGUUAGCAGAAAAGGCACCGCCCAGAUAAUCCCACAUGUGACCCUGUUUAUAGAGAAAUUGGGCAAAACAACUGGUUUUAAAAGCUCCUCUUGGAAAAACGGGCCUACAGAGUAACUGCAGCUUUUGAAUGUAUGUGAUUCACAGACACUGGACUGAGGGGAGAGAAAUAUUUUGUGAAAACUCUUUUUUUUUUUUUCAAGGGAGAAAUGGAGGGAAUGGGUUGUUGCUCAGAUGAUUCUUUUGUUACUACUUACUGCUGUUUGUACGCUUGCCAAUGCAGACGGCAUUUGUGUUACUGGUGAUAUUUUUGAACAGCCCAGCUAUCUUUUUUGCUGUUGUUAAUAUACUGAGGAUUUGGGAGGAUUUUAAAUGCCUCUGCCCUUCAGGAUUAUUUCUACAAAAGCAAUUAAGAACUGUAUUUUGACAGCAGGAAGCUUAUAAAAACCUGGAGAGAAAUAAUAUAUAUAUAUAUAUAAUAAUAUAUUAAAAAAAAGCAUUUGAAACUGAAUAGCUACAAAAGGAAUGCACCUCUGCUACCAUAUCGGAGAUUCACAAAGUGAUCAUGAAUGACAUCAAGGAAGGACCAUCCUUCAACUGAGACAUCAGCUCAUACAGAAUGGACGCUCCUUGACCGCUCGCCUGCCUGCUGACGAGGGACCGUGGGGACACGCUGGUGGGAGGUGAUGGUUCUGUCAUUCCUGGACAUUGCCACGUGUGGGUCAAUGCACAUUGGUUAAUCCGUAGCAAAGUUUCUUGUUGCACUUUUCUGUUUGCUAAAUUUCAACAACAAGGAAAAAAAUGUGGGUCACUUUAAAAGCAUUGGCAGACAACUGUUUCUAACCCAAAGGAUUAUGGGUUUUAGCACAAUGAACUGUACUUCUUCAGGGAGGAUCAACUUUGAUUUUUUUUUCCACACGUCUUUAUUUACAUGUGGCUAUAUUUUCAUUGAUACAGAAUAAAAAGUGCAUUUUAUUGA